AUGUCACUUUGUGUUUACAUAGAAAAGGAAGAGUACACCAUUGAUAUCAUCAAUUGCUAUACACAUAUUGAAAUACAUUUAGAUGAGUCCAGCAAGGAAUUUUGUCCACAAAUUCGAGACUUAGUUACAGAUGCUAUCAAAAGAAGGAGUAAAAAUCUCAAAGUUGAUAAAAGCCAUAUCUUUGCAUUCAAGUGCCUUCAAAAUAAACAAUGUUACUGCAUUGUCAAAGAAGAUUUGUCUUCUACUAAAUGUACUCAAUGUCGAUCACACUGUAAAGUACUGCAAGGUGAUGAUGAUAGCUACAGGUGCUGGUUUAGUGAUUGUCAAUCAUUCAGUCCAAGAACCAAAGCAUCAUUAGAAGAUCCACCUACUAAAAGACGCAGAUUAGAAUUAAACACUUCAGACCGGUUUAGAAGAGUUUCUGAUAGACUUGCAGGUGUCAUAUCAUCUUGUCUGAGCACAGUGUCAGGGAAACUUAAUGCUAGGAGACUGAUAGCACAGGGGCUACAUGAUGAAAUGAUUAAUGGUCGGGAUAUUGAUUCAAAAAAAGCUCCCAAGCUAGUACUUGUAAUACAGACUACUCUUGAUGCCCAGCCUAAUCCUGAGACAUAUCUAAAUGAAGUGUGCUCAGCAUUGAAAGAUGUUGGAGAGAAACAAAUCACUGAUAUAGUGAAUGAAUUGGAACAGAGUAAAACAGAUUGAUCCUGCUAACAUUAUCAACUGCUGCAUCAAAUAAUUCAUUAGUUUAUGGUGUGCUUUGAAUUUGAAUUAAGUACAUUCAUUUGUUUGUGUGAUUUUUCUUAUAUGCCUGUUUAUUUCGAAAAAUUUGUUAUUUUAA
Amphimedon queenslandica is the source of this 838-nucleotide messenger RNA. RefSeq lists its product as uncharacterized. The transcript has 4 exons. NCBI's taxonomy places the organism in Eukaryota, Metazoa, Porifera, Demospongiae, Haplosclerida, Niphatidae. The coding region runs from base 1 to 702 and encodes 233 amino acids. The record is from RefSeq and is a predicted model, not a curated record.